AUGAUCUCUGCUCUGCUGCUGUCUGCAGCUCUCGUCACAGGUAAAAAGACCAAUUUUUGAUCUGCUUCUUUACUAAAGAAUCUGAGUCUACGCACCUGUGCUGUUCCUCCCAUUGAACCACAUUUACCUGUAAGCCUGUAACCCAAGAACUUCAAAUGAACAAUCUUAAUAUCAGCAGCAGCUUUUUCCUCUUUAAAUGUAAAUUUGAGAACUAUGGGAAACCUUGAUUUUACCCACUCUUACAAAAACCUAUAUGUCUUCUGUAAAGGCCCAUGGACCAAUAACAAAUGCUCCUUAUGUUCACAAGGUCAGCCUUGCAAAACUCAGGGAAAUGUAAUUUCCAUAACUGCAGGUCAGGAAAGUUUUACAUGCUGGAAACUUGUUCAUAGAAAUCAGUCAAGAACCUGAUCAUCUGAUAAUCUGAACCUGAAUUUAAUCCCUGAGCUCUGAACUCUUAAAAUGUUUACUGGAGGCAUGUUUUUUCUGUUUUUUAUCUUUUACUCUGCCAGAGCAGUUUAGCAUGCUUAGCAGCUCAGAACGCCCUGAGUAAAUUUAUCUGUGAAUGAAAGUGUGAGAUGCUCUACUGUAUUGACAGAUAUAAAACACUUGAAGGAUAACAAGUAGGUUUGAUUCCAGUCUGGUCAAUGUGAUAACACUUACUAUGAGUCAUCAGCUGUCUGUGAAACACUACAGACUUACUAAGUAAUCUCAUUGAGGAGACAGUUGAAGCCUUGGACUAAUAUCAGUAGCCAUGUUUACAUGGGAAACAUUUGUUGAUCAGAUUAAAAAUUUGAGGGAUCGGAAAAUCUGAAUCCACUGUUUAUAUGGAUGCAAACAUGGAUAAUCUGAUCAUGGCGUGCAUGUUUGCCAAAGAUUUAUUCAGAUUAGAAGCAUUUGGACAUGCGCAGAGCUGUCUAAUUUUGCUAAAACAACCACAGAAGAAGAGUUGUAUUUAUGCCUGUGCUGUGACUCAAACGCUGUAGUGGCUCACUUCAUCCAAUUCAGGAUUUCCCCCUCUGUUAAAUGUUGUCACUAAAUGGUGUACUUGCUUACUUAUUUUAUUGUUCUGUCAAAGGCUGCACUGUGUGCACAGAUGUGACAUUAUGACACUGUAUGUAUGUCUAAUAAUGUUAUUGGAGGAGCAGACACAGCACCUGUUUUAUGCCAGUGUUAAUAAUGAAACCUCCUGUACUGACCUCGAUAAAUAAAGAGUAAAGAACAAGUCAGGUUAGAGAGUCACAAUAAGUGUUGAUAUGGACAUAUUUCGGAAUAACCAUUGGCAUAAACCACCCCUCUUGAUUGGAAUACAAUUUCUUUCAGAUUGAGCCAAAUUGGAUCAGAAUCUUCCGAUCAACAUGUUUACAUGAUUACAUUUUCACUCUGAUCAGGCCUUCAUUCCGAUUAUUUGUGUUCAUGUAAAUGCAGCCAUUGUGUGGUCAGCUUUACGGUCAAUAACCUCAGCAUCUUUGGCCUCUCGUGAGACCACUACAAGGAAUAAUAAACCUAGACCCUGAACUCAUCUCCUGUCAAACAGAGGAAUCAACAUGAAAACAAAAGUUUCUUAUGGGGUUAAACAAAUUAUGAAAAUAUGACAAAUAAACAGAAUCUGAACGGUUGAGUAUAUAACAGUAUUAAUUCUAAAAACUAAAAGGAGGACCCAUGUACAGAACUCAAAAUGUUUAAUUGAACAAAAGAAUAUACUUGAAACAACAAAAGUACUUACUUAAAAUUGAAAAGAAUCGACUGAAAAAAAUCUAAAUGCAAAAAAACAGGGAGCAAGCAAUCCCAUAUAAACAAAAAGGUACAGGGACAAACACAAGGAAGCAAGGUAGGGCAUACACAGCAGCAACACAAGGCUACGACACAGACAUGAAUAUCAACAGUGAGCCAACAAAGACAGAGGUAAAGACAUGUGCUGUAUACACACACUGGAAAACAAGCAACAGGUCAGACUCGUAAGUGAUUAACAAAGGAGGGAAAACUGAGGAAGUAAAGCCAGACUUGACACACAAGGAUUGACUGCUAUAGAAUACAACAGGAAACACUGAAAACUGAACUGAAGAAACCAAACUGUGAAAAACAUGAACAACAGGAACAUGAGAAUAAUUGACACAGGGGAACAGAAACACAAGGAAAAAUACACAGGAAACUUAAUUAUAAAACCAGCAAAAACUAAAUUAACGAGAACUUUUCCUGAUAAUUAUUUUCUCCAAGUAUCUCCCAGCACAACCUUAGUCUUUUCUUCUACUGUCAUUUCAGUGUUUGGGGGUUCAUUCUCUAAUCUCUAUUGCUGUUUUUUUUUUUUUUUUUUUAGAUUUAUGUUGUUAUUUUAAGACUUACAAUCAAAACAAAUAUCUGGCUUUUGAAGGUUUGAGUUUUUUGCUAAAUCAGCAGAUUAUUUUUUCCUUUCUCAGGAUUCAUAGCCACAUCAUCUGAGGACAGCACUGGGUGGAACUUCACUGUUGUUUUUCCUGAGAACAUCGCCUUCUAUUAUCCAAAUCGCCCCUACAACAGGGUCUACAUUACCUCCCUGACCAAUGAAACAAAAAUCUACAUCAAGACACACGUUGUAGACACCAGCAAAACACUGAGUGCAGGGCAAACAGAAGACUUUCUUUAUAAUGAACGCCUGGAGCUUAGAAGGUCUAACUAUUCAAAUGUCACUCUGAGGAUCACCAGCAACCAGAGAGUCACCAUUCACGCCAUCAGCCUCAAAAGCACCAGCAUACAAACAGUUCUGGUUAUACCCAAUCACAAACUGGGGACAGAGUACUUCAUUCCACCAGUACCACCAAUCCAAGGAACCACCGUCAAUGUAACUGAACGCCAACAUUUCAGGCUCAUCAUCGUCAAUACCAACCAAAUGAAUGAAGUCACUGUUAAAGCAAAACACCCCCAAAAACUUUCCCUGCAUCCUGACCAGGUCGCUCAGGUCUUCAUAACUGACGACACCUACCAAAGUGUGAAAGCAGACCAUCCAAUCACAGUCAUCUUUGGUCACACCUGCGCCAUCUACUUCAACUGCACCUGCAGUCUGCUGUACACCAUGCUGUCACCUGCCAGCCAAACCCCUCUCAAGUUCUACAUCCCAACUGUCGUAGUCAAGGGCGCAGAAACAAAGACGUCUCUCCUCCUAUCAAACAAAACGACCACCGAAGUCAAGAUGUUUGACCUAGGCUUACCAGUGGUGGAGACAGCUGGGACCGCCAUCCUUUUCCAUGCAGGCUUACUCCUCAAACUGAUUCCUGUGACAGACUUUGCCGCCUGUUACUUCAUUAACUUCCUACCUAAUGUAGACAACUUUGCAGUGAUCCUAGUCCACAAGAACCAUAUUGAUGGAGUUCACAUGGGGAGCUCUCCUUUAAAGACUACAGAUUGGGAGCGGCUGACGGGGACAGAUUACGUCUCUACAAAAGUUAAACUGACACCAGACAAACGUCUCAUCUGGCAUUCCUUAACCAUAAUGGCUGUCUACUUUCAAGGAAGAAGGAACCAGAGCCGGUUUGGGAAUCCAGCAGCUGUUCUCAGUAAAUCUCCAGGUAAGUACCUCUGACUCCAACAACAUGGAGACACAAAAGCAAAUCAGCCUCCACACACAUACAGACAGCUAACUUUCCAAAACCCCACCUAAGCUGCUGCUUUUUGAGUGAAUGUUUACCACCCUAUUUUUUUUUGUUGUAAGUGUUGUGUUAUCUGAACUUUUCACAGAUUACAGAGGCUGCAUCUCAUCUCCAGAAAACCUGACAAUCGGUAGUGAUGCUAUGAGCUGGCCAGAAUCAGUGCAGUACUGCAGAAAGCAAAAAAUGGAGCUGAUCAGCCUCUCCAACAGUGACCAUCAGAGACAAAUCUAUGAUAAAAUCCAGCAGGCUAUGAACCCCAGCCCGCAGGAGAUGUGGAUCGGCAUGCGCCGCAGCUCCCUCAACACAGAGUGGUCAUGGCUGAAUAAGAAUCUGGUCAAUGACACCAACUGGGCGGAAAACGAGCCAGGCGCUGUGGAGGAGGGUCACUGUGUUGUCAUGAGUGCUAAUUCUACAGGGAAAGGCUUUGUCUGGAGUGACAAAGAGUGCUGUGAAAAGGCCUAUCCUGUCUGCUACAUUCCCCCAAUCCUCAUCUCCUUUUAG
Messenger RNA from Xyrichtys novacula (pearly razorfish), 4121 nucleotides. The record is from the annotation of a GenBank genome assembly. NCBI's taxonomy places the organism in Eukaryota, Metazoa, Chordata, Actinopteri, Labriformes, Labridae.